Molecule: messenger RNA, 6579 nt
Organism: Rotaria sordida
Lineage: Eukaryota; Metazoa; Rotifera; Eurotatoria; Philodinida; Philodinidae
Source: the annotation of a GenBank genome assembly
AUGAAACGUGGAACUUUAAUACUUGAAGAUGGUUCUAAAUUCAAUGGUUUUGUAUUUGGAGCUUCAACUAAUACUUCUGGUGAAGUCGUAUUUCAAACUGGUAUGGUCGGUUAUAUUGAAUCAUUAACUGAUCCAUCGUAUUGUGGAGAAAUUUUGGUUCUUACUUUUCCACUUAUUGGCAAUUAUGGUGUACCCGAUGAAAAAGCUGUCGAUGAUUUUGGUCUACUUCAAUGGGUUGAAUCGAAUAAAAUCUAUGCAUCUGCAUUAAUUGUUAGUGCUUAUACAGAACAAUAUAGUCAUUGGAAUGCUGUUGAAUCUCUUUCAUCAUGGUUAAAAAAACAUAAUAUUCCUGGUCUUUAUGGUAUUGAUACACGUAUGUUAACAAAAAAACUUCGUGAACAUGGAACAAUGCUUGGAAAAAUUGUUAUGGAAGGAGUUGAUCCAAAAACAAUUCCAUUUCAAGAUCAGAAUAAAGCUAAUCUUAUGAUACAAGUUUCAAUUCCAAAACCACGUGUCUUUAAUCCAACAGGCAAACUAUCGAUUGCUUGUAUUGAUUGUGGUCUUAAAAAUAAUCAAUUAAGAAUUUUAUGUCAACUUGGUGCAAAAGUAACUGUUUUUCCUUGGAAUCAUCCUGUUAAACAAGAUGAGUUUGAUGGUCUAUUUUUGAGUAAUGGUCCUGGUGAUCCACAAACACAAUGUCCAGAAACUAUUGCAACAAUUGCAUCAUGGAUUAACAGUAAAACUAUUAAACCAGUAUUUGGUAUUUGUCUUGGUCAUCAGUUAAUGGCAUUAGCUGCUGGAAUGAAAACAGCAAAACUUAAAUAUGGAAAUCGUGGUCAUAAUCAACCAUGUUUAUUGGAAGGAACUCAUCGUUGUUUUAUAACAUCACAAAAUCAUGGUUUUGCUGUUCAAACAUUCGAAGGUUUACCUCAAGAUUGGAGUAUUUUAUUUACAAAUCAAAAUGAUCAAUCAAAUGAAGGAAUUGUUCAUGAUAUUAAACCAUUCUUUAGUGUUCAAUUUCAUCCUGAACAUUGUGCUGGACCACGUGAUACAGAAAAUUUAUUUCAAAUAUUUCUUGAUGUUGUUCAAUCAUAUAAAUUAAGGAAACCAAUGAAUGUGAAAUCAUAUUUAAAAGAACAAUUAACUAGUCGUUUUAGUGGUGUUAGUGCUCCACCAGAAUCAUUCUGUGAGCGUGUGAACAAAGUAUUGAUUUUGGGUAGUGGUGGUUUGAUUAUUGGACAAGCUGGAGAAUUUGAUUAUUCUGGAACACAAGCAAUAAAAUCGAUGAAUGAAGAAAAUGUGUAUACUAUAUUAAUUAAUCCAAAUAUAGCAACAGUUCAAACAUCAAAAGGUCUUGCUAAUAAAGUAUUCUUUUUACCAAUAACACCAGCUUAUGUUGAACAAGUUAUUCGUAAUGAACGUCCCAAUGGUAUUUUACUUAGUUUUGGUGGACAAACAGCAUUGAAUUGUGGUAUUCAAUUACAUGAAUCGGGUAUUCUUAAAAAAUAUGCAUGCAAUGUAUUAGGAACACCAAUUAAAUCCAUACAAGUUACUGAAGAUCGAUCUUUAUUUGCACAAAAGAUGGCUGAUAUUGGUGAAAAAGUUGCACCAUGUGAAGCUGUUAAUUCUCUUGAAGAGGCAUUAGUAUCAGCUGAACGACUUGGUUAUCCAGUUCUUGUUCGAGCGGCUUUUGCACUUGGUGGUCUUGGUUCAGGUUUUGCUGAAAAUCGUGAAGAAUUAAUUCCUUUAGUUACAUCAGCAUUAGCACAUUCAUCUCAAUUACUAAUUGAUAAAUCACUUAAAGGUUGGAAAGAAGUCGAAUAUGAAGUUGUUCGAGAUAAAUAUGAUAAUUGUAUUGUGGUAUGUAAUAUGGAAAAUAUUGAUCCAUUAGGAAUUCAUACUGGUGAAUCAAUUGUUAUUGCACCAAGUCAAACAUUAUCAAAUGACGAAUAUAAUUUAUUACGAAGUGUAUCAAUUAAAGUUAUUCGUCAUUUGGGUAUUGUUGGUGAAUGCAAUGUACAAUUUGCAUUAAGUCCAUUUAGUAAUGAAUAUUUUAUAAUUGAAGUUAAUGCACGAUUAUCUCGUUCAUCGGCAUUAGCAUCAAAAGCAACUGGUUAUCCAUUAGCAUAUAUAGCAGCUAAACUUGCACUUGGAAUGAGUUUAGUUGAAUUAAAAAAUAGUAUAACUAAUGAAACAUGUGCUUGUUUUGAACCAAGUCUCGAUUAUGUAACAAUUAAAAUUCCACGAUGGGAUUUAAGAAAAUUUGUUCGAUGUUCAAAUAAAAUUGGAAGUUCAAUGAAAAGUGUUGGUGAAGUUAUGGCUAUUGGAAGAUCAUUUGAAGAGACAUUUCAAAAAGCUUUACGAAUGGUUGAUGAAGAUUUUAUUGGUUUUGAUCCAUAUUCAAGAACAAUUACAGAUGAUGAAUUAAGUUCACCAACAGAUAGACGUGUUUUUAUCAUAGCAACAGCUCUGCGUCAAGGUUAUACAAUAGAACGUUUAUUUGAAUUAACAAAAAUUGAUCGAUGGUUUUUACAUAAAUUUUCAUCAAUUAUUCAAUUUAUUGUUAAUCAUUCUGAUUCAUCAAUUAUUCAAGAUCGAACACUUUUACUUGAAGCAAAACGUUUAGGAUUUUCUGACAAACAAAUUGGCAUAUAUUGUAAUACAACAGAACUUGAAGUUUAUGCAUCACGUCAACGAUUUCGUAUACGACCAUACGUUAAACAAAUUGAUACUGUGUCUGGUGAAUGGCCAGCACAGACCAAUUAUCUUUAUUUAACGUACCAUGGUAAUAGUGAUGAUAUACAACCCAGUACAAAUGAAGAAACACCAAUUCUUGUACUUGGAUCUGGUGUUUAUCGAAUAGGAAGUAGUGUGGAAUUUGAUUGGUGUGCUGUUGGAUGUUUAAAAGAAUUACGACGUCUUGGUCAUUAUACUUUGAUGCUUAAUUGUAAUCCAGAAACAGUUAGUACUGAUUAUGAUAUGAGUGAUAGAUUAUAUUUUGAAGAAAUUUCAUUUGAAUCUGUACUUGAUGUUUAUAAUUUUGAAAAACCACAUGGUAUUAUUUUAUCUAUGGGUGGACAAUUACCAAAUAAUAUUGCAAUGGAUUUACAUCGACAAAUACAUGUUAAUGUUCUUGGUACUCUACCAGAAAGUAUUGAUAGAGCUGAAAAUCGUUUUAAAUUUUCUCGUUUACUUGAUGAAAUUAAUAUUCGACAACCAAAAUGGAAAGAAUUAUCAGAUUUUGAUAGUGCUAGUGCUUUUUGUGAUUCAGUUGGUUAUCCAUGUCUUGUUCGUCCAUCCUAUGUUUUAUCUGGUGCAGCAAUGCGUACUGUUUUUAAUGCUAAAGAUUUAAAAACAUAUUUAAGCGAACAUGGUCUUUCAAAAGAAUAUCCUGUUGUUAUUUCAAAAUUUAUUCUUGAUGCAAAAGAAUUAGAUAUUGAUGUUGUUGCAGGGAAUGGACAAGUUGUUCGAAUGGCUAUUUCUGAACAUGUUGAAAAUGCUGGUGUUCAUUCUGGUGAUGCUACUUUAGUAACACCACCACAAGAUCUUAAUGAAAAUACUAUUGAAAAAAUUCGAUCAAUCUGUUUUUCAGUUGCUAAAGCAUUACAAAUAUCAGGACCAUUUAAUCUACAAUUACUAGCUAAAGAUAAUGAAUUAAAAGUAAUUGAAUGUAAUGUUCGCGUAUCUCGUUCAUUUCCAUUUAUUUCGAAAACAUUUGAUCAUGAUUUUAUUGCUGUUGCUACACAAAUUCUAGUUGGUGUUGAACCAGAAGUAAUCGAAGAUGCACUUUUUCUUCAUUCAGAACGUGUUGGUGUUAAAGUUCCACAAUUUUCAUUUUCACGUUUAUCCGGUGCUGAUGUUUUACUUGGUGUUGAAAUGAUGUCUACUGGCGAAGUUGCUUGUUUUGGUGUUGAUCGUUUUGAUGCUUAUUUAAAAGCAUUAAUAAGUACUGGAUAUCGUAUACCAAAAAAAAAAAUUCUUGUUUCAAUUGGCUCAUAUAAAGCUAAACAAGAAUUAUUACCAUCUAUACGUAUUUUAAAAGAACUUGGUUAUGAAUUAUAUGCUAGUAUUGGAUCAGCUGAUUUUUAUGAAGCUAAUAAUGUACCAAUUCAUCCAAUUGAUUGGAAAUAUGAAGAAACAGAAACAAAUUCAACUGGUUCAGGAUAUACUAAUGGUUUUCAUGAUUCACCAACAAAUGAAAAUGGUCCAGAAACAACAAUUGCAGAUUAUCUUGCUAAUGGUUCAUUUGAUUUAGUCAUUAAUAUUCCAAUGCGUUCAACAGGAUUAUUUCGUGCAUCAUCAUUUGUUACUGAAGGAUAUCGUUGUCGUCGUUUAGCUACUGAUUAUAGUGUACCAUUAAUGACUGAUGUUAAAUGUGUUAAAUUAUUUGUUGAAGCUUUACGUCGAUGGAAUCAUCAAGAAAUAAAACUUGAUAUGUCUAUUGAUUGUAUUUCAUCGACAACACUUAUUCAAUUACCUGGAUUAAUUGAUUGUCAUGUUCAUUUACGAGAACCUGGUGAUGAACAUAAAGAAGAUAUUGUUAGUGGUACAGCUUCAGCUUUAGCUGGAGGUAUUACAAUGGUUUUAGCAAUGCCGAAUACUAAACCAGCAUUAACAAAUGCAACUGUAUUAGAUACAAUUGAAAAACUCUAUGAAAAAAAAGCUUUAUGUGAUUAUGGUUUAUAUAUGGGUGCAACUGUUGAUAAUUUUCAAACUAUUCCUGAUAUUGCACAUCGAUGUAUUGGAUUAAAAAUGUAUCUAAAUACAACAUUUGGCGAUUUAAAAUUGGACGAUAUGGAAAUAUGGAUGAAACUUUCAAAUGACUCACAUCUCAAAGGAUUUGAUAAGAUAAGUGUUCAUAUUGCACAUGUUGCUCGUCGUAAUGAAAUUCUUUUAAUACGAGCAGCAAAAUUAAAAGGUUUAUUAGUAACAUGUGAAGUAACACCACAUCAUUUAUUUCUUCAUCGUGAUAAUACACAAUUUAUAUUAAAUGCAUAUGGUAAUAUGGAAGGUUUUCGUCAUGUUAAACCUGAACUUCAAACAAUUAAUGAUUGUCAAGCAUUAUGGGAUAAUAUUGAUAUAAUUGAUUGUUUUGCUACAGAUCAUGCACCACAUACACGUGAAGAAAAAUCUAAUAAAGAAAAUCCACCACCUGGUUUUUCUGGUUUACAAACAAUAUUACCAUUAUUAUUAACAGCUGUACAUGAUGGAAAAUUAACAAUUGAACAAUUAAUUGAAAAAAUGUAUACAAAUCCAAAACGUAUAUUUAAUUUACCUGAUCAAGGUCCUGAUACAUUUAUUGAAAUUGAUAUGGAAAGAAAAUGGAUAAUUGAUGAUAAAUUGUUAUUAACAAAAUCAGCAUGGACACCAUUUAUUGGUAUGACAAUGCAUGGUGCUGUUCAUCGUGUUGUAUUACGUGGUGAAGUUGCUUUUGUUGAUGGACAAGUAUUAGCUGAACAAGGUACAGGAAAAAAUCUUAUUCAUUUACGUGGUGAAUUAAAUCGAAUGAAAAAAUUAAAAACACCACAAAAUUUAAUAUUGGAAAAUAAACGUUCACCUACUCAGGCUGAUCGAAAACGACACCGAGAUAUUAGUGAACCUGGUGCACAAGAUAAACCAGAAAAUAUACCAAGAAUAGGUGCUAUUCUAGCAAGACAUCAUAUACUUAGUUCUUCAAAAUUAAAUCGUGUACAAUGUCGAGAAAUUUUUACAUUGGCACAUUAUUAUCGUAAUUGUCAAUUACAUCAUCGUCCAAUAGAACCAGUAUUAACUGGUAAAAUUUUAUCUCAUAUGUUUUUUGAACCUUCAACACGUACACAAUGUUCAUUUGCUGCUGCAAUGUUACGUCUUGGUGGUACUGUUCUUCCAUUUGAUAGUCAAUUAUCAUCAAUUAAAAAAGGCGAAUCACUUGAAGAUUCAGUUCGAAUGUUAAUGACUUAUGCUGAUGUUAUUGUUAUUCGUCAUCCUGAAGUAGGUGCAGUACAACGUGUAGCUGAUAUUUCACGUGUUCCAGUUAUUAAUGCUGGUGAUGGUAUUGGUGAACAUCCAACACAAGCACUUCUUGAUGUUUUUACAAUUCGAGAAGAAUUUGGAACAUUUAAUGGUUUAACUAUUACAAUGGUUGGUGAUUUAAAACAUGGUAGAACAGUUCAUUCACUUGCAAGAUUAUUAACUAUAUACAGUGAUAAAUCAAUUUCACUUCAUUAUGUUUCUCCAUCUUCAUUAGCUAUGCCUCAAGAUGUAAUGGAUUGUGUUGCAGCAGCAGGCAUUCCUCAAAAAUCAUAUACAAAUCUUGAAGAUAUAUUACCAGAUACUGAUGUUCUUUAUAUGACUCGAAUACAAAAAGAACGAUUUACGUCUGAAGAAGAAUAUAAAAAGGUUUGUGAUCAUUAUAAAAUAACACCAAAUUUUAUGUGUAAAGCUAAAAAACAUGGCAAAAUGAUUGUUAUGCAUCCAUUACCUCGUCUUGAUGAAAUAAGUACUACAUUUGAUAGUGAUCCUCGAGCUGCAUAUUUUCGUCAAGCUGAAAAUGGUCUUUACAUUCGAAUGGCACUACUUGCAAUCAUACUUUCGAAAUGA